This is a messenger RNA of Ostrea edulis (European flat oyster), 626 nucleotides long. RefSeq names its product perlucin-like protein. The transcript is spliced from 5 exons. The record is from RefSeq and is a predicted model, not a curated record. The coding region runs from base 102 to 569 and encodes 155 amino acids. NCBI's taxonomy places the organism in Eukaryota, Metazoa, Mollusca, Bivalvia, Ostreida, Ostreidae.
UUCUAGUUUGUGAACAAGGUCGCCUGUACUAUCUCGUUCGAGAUUCUCAGACAUGACACAGAUCUUUUAGGUGAUAACAUUUUGGACAGUUGAAGAGAAACAUGAUUAGACAUCUCGUUCUCAUUUCAGCAGCUAUCGCCUGCACUUUGUGCGGAUGUCCCCUGGAUUGGGCAGAAUUCAACGGAGAGUGUCUCUAUUUUGGUCACAACAAAAGGGAUUUCAUCGGCUGUGAGACCUAUUGUAAAAAUGAACAAGCAUAUCUAGCGACGGUGGACAACGCUGCGAAAGCGAACUUUAUACGGCAAUUUCUGAGUGUCAUGCACAGUAAUCGGUACUACCGGUACUGGAUUGGAGGUUCUGACUUUGCUGUAGAGGGCUCAUGGCGAUGGAUAGAGACCGGUUUACCGAUAGGCUCUACCUACACGAACUGGGCUGAUGGCCGCCCCACCAGCAAUGCAACGUUCAACUGUAUGAUGAUGGAAUGGGUGGGCGACGAUCUGAAAUGGGUCGAUGUCGAAUGUAACCAUAGGGACGUGACCUACAUAUGCGAGAAGCAAAUGUCCAGUUAGUUCCCAGAACAUGAUUCUGUAUGGCUACGUGAAAAUUAGAAUAAAAUUAAAAAAGUG